Messenger RNA from Camelina sativa (false flax), 1101 nucleotides. The record is from RefSeq and is a predicted model, not a curated record. NCBI's taxonomy places the organism in Eukaryota, Viridiplantae, Streptophyta, Magnoliopsida, Brassicales, Brassicaceae.
UCUAGAAAAACCGCUCUUCUUGUUUUAGUUCUUGUUGGUACCUGUAUGGUCAUCGGCGACGGAAUCCUUACUCCCGCCAUUUCGGUUCUCUCAGCUGCUGGUGGGCUAAGAGUAAACCUUCCUCACAUAAGCAAUGGUGUGGUUGUUUUUGUUGCUGUUGUGAUACUAGUCAGCUUGUUUAGUGUACAGCAUUAUGGAACAGACCGUGUUGGUUGGCUUUUUGCGCCUAUUGUUUUCCUCUGGUUCCUCUCUAUUGCAAGUAUCGGUAUCUACAAUAUCUGGAAACACGACACUAGCGUCUUGAAAGCUUUCUCCCCUGUUUAUAUAUACCGAUAUUUUAAAAGAGGAGGUCGGGAUCGCUGGACCUCUCUUGGAGGCAUUAUGCUUAGUAUAACAGGAAUCGAAGCACUCUUCGCUGAUCUAUCGCAUUUUCCGGUCUCAGCUGUGCAAAUAGCUUUUACUGUAAUCGUGUUUCCUUGCCUUCUUUUGGCUUAUAGUGGACAAGCUGCCUACAUUAGGAGGCAUCCUGAUCAUGUGGCUGAUGCGUUUUACCGUUCCAUUCCAGGAAGUGUAUAUUGGCCAAUGUUCAUUAUUGCAACGGCUGCAGCUAUUGUGGCGAGCCAAGCAACGAUAUCAGCGACGUUUUCCUUAGUCAAGCAAGCUCUAGCCCACGGGUGUUUUCCAAGAGUGAAAGUGGUGCAUACUUCUCGCAAGUUCCUCGGUCAGAUUUACGUUCCUGACAUCAACUGGAUCCUAAUGAUCCUUUGCAUUGCUGUCACUGCUGGAUUCAAGAACCAGAGUCAGAUAGGAAACGCUUACGGGACCGCAGUUGUGAUUGUCAUGCUCGUGACAACACUUCUUAUGACGCUUAUCAUGAUCCUCGUGUGGCGUUGCCAUUGGGUUCUAGUUCUCAUAUUCACUAUCCUCUCACUUGUCGUGGAAUGCACUUACUUCUCGGCCAUGCUUUUCAAGAUUGACCAAGGUGGUUGGGUUCCGCUUGUGAUAGCUGCAGCUUUUCUCCUCAUCAUGUCGGUAUGGCACUACGGGACUUUGAAGAGAUAUGAGUUUGAAAUGCACAGUAAAGUCUCAAUGGCUUGGAUC